Molecule: messenger RNA, 2613 nt
Organism: Erpetoichthys calabaricus (reedfish)
Lineage: Eukaryota; Metazoa; Chordata; Cladistia; Polypteriformes; Polypteridae
Exons: 17
Coding region: 73-951 (292 amino acids)
Source: RefSeq, a predicted model, not a curated record
UUUCCACUCACUAAUCUGACUGCACAUCUAUGCUUAAGUCGCAUUCAAUCUGCUGGGUUUUUUGGAUUGAUAAUGUUGUGUAAAAUGAAGUCAAUAACUCUGCUUCUGAUUCUUUUUUCAGGCAUAUUUCAAGGUAAUACAAAUGAAAAUACACCAGGUUCAAAUUUCACUGAAGAUAAUGAAAAAGAUAAUAAGCCUGUUCCUACUAGUAGUACUACUGCUUCUUCUACUACUACUACUACUACUGCUGUUCCUCCGUCAGAUCGUACAACAUCUAGGAAUAUUUCCAUAUCAGCUGAACCAGUAACAUCAUCAACUAGUUCUUCUACCAGAAAAGCUACACCAUCACAAACAGCAGAUGGGGAUACAUCCAAAGCAGUUACAUCACCAACAACUCUCAGUUCCUCUUCAGCAAAUCCAGUGACUGUUGGAUUGUCUACUUCCUCAUCUACAGCAGCAGGCACAAAGUCCUUUCAAACCAUUAAUUCUUCCUCUGCAACAAAUACAACUCACCCAACAUUUACAACUAAUUCAGCAACUGGUUUCAAAAGCUGGAAGCAUUCUUCUUCCACAGAAUACAAAAGUAACAAUUUUUUCAACAAUAAAAAUUCAAACAGAUCAUCUCUUGCAUCCUCAAGUUCAACUACAGCUCCGUAUAUCAUGGGAUCAAAUGACAAAAACUCUUCAAAUAAAUUACCCUCUGGAACUGAAACUACUAAGUUAAAUUCUAUGAAGCAUUCAUCCGAAAAUAAAAUACUGUGGGUGCUCCUUCCAGUAUUUGUUGUCAUGUUGGUGGCAGCCAUAGUAUUUGUGAAGUUCAAGUGCAUGAAGACACACACAGAAUGUCCAGAUGCAGCUGAAAGUAGUAAAGAAAUAAAUUCUGCCAACAAAGACAGUGUAAUGCUUCUUGGUCUGAAGGCAACUGCUGAUGAUCAUGGAUCCGGAAGAUAAAAUGAAGAUCAUUAGUAACGACAGAAAUUCCAAAAAAAAUUUAUUUUACAGUAAAACUUAUUUUUCCAAAUGUGACAAAUCAAAUACAGUACAUACAGUUCUUUUAUGAACAACCGCAACAGGCAUGAGAAAAUGUCAUUGUCCAUUUUUGUAAUUGAAUCCAUACUUUAAGUGCAUUUUCAAGUGCUUUCUUUUUAUAACGUGACACAAAAUCUUCCUAAAGAUAAAUCAUUUGAAACUAAAUUUGAAACUUAUGCACAUUGUGCUUUAUUAUACUUCCUACCUUUUCUUUUCACAUUUUAUGAUGUUACUUCAAAGAAUGCAAGUAAAGAAGCCAUAACCAUACUGUAUACACUGUACUGAAAGAAAAAGGAAAAACACUGCUCAUCCUUUACUUGAUUCUCCACUGCCAUUAUAUUGUGUCCUUUUUACAUAUAUUAGAUAAUUUUUAUAUUGCAGUUUAUUCUUUAGAAUUUGCUAAUGAAUUCAGUAAUAAGAAAAUCGUAUUUUAGAAUGCAAAUAAUGAAAAUAGAACUGCUUGGUGAUACAGGUAGUUGAUUUUAAUAGCCUAAUCUGGUGUAUUAAUGAUAUUCAAAUGGUCUAGACAAAAUGCACUGUGUAAAGUUUUUCAUUACAACCAAUUUUACAGUUAUGAGGUUUGUGCCUGCCUUUUAAGAUUGUUUGUACUUAGCAACUUGUUGCUGUUGUCCACUUCAUGCAAAUGCAACAAUAAUACAUUCAGUAUAUUUAAAUUGUGGUAAAAUAUUACUUUCAAAAUACAACACAAUACAUUCUAAUUUAUAGUUCCACUUUGAGAAUUAUACAUUCAAAUUUUAAAUAGAACAUCACUGAAUUUUUAAAAAAUCUUCGUAUAUGUAGAACUGAUGUUUGCUUGGGUCAUUAUACUGAAAACUGUGCUGAAUAUAUUUAUGCUUCUUGUAAAAUGGAAUAUAGGCAAAACAUGUCUGAAUGGACUGCUGAAUUUCAUUCUUUUCCUUUUAGUUUGAAAUUUAUAUUUGACUAAUGCUUUUUGUAUUUACUUAAAUAAUUGUCUUCAGUAAAAUUCUGUACAAUUGGGUGACUUUAUUGAAUAUUUUCCAAGUUUAAUGCUAUUUUCUCAUCAUUAUUAAAUAAUUACAGAGAUAGAGCAACUCUAUAUAAAAUAAUUUCAUGUUUCAUUUAACACAAUUUUAUGUACAAUACACUGUGUGCUAAUAAACAAUAGUAGUUACAUCAAUGAACUUUCUUGAUUUUGCCACAGUGCAUCAAAGAGAUCUGAACAAAGUGAAUUGUGCCUUGGUACAAUCAUUUCUUUACUUUGAUCGAUUUUUGUUUUUCUUUAACACUAACAUAUAUAGCUGAACACUACUGAGAUUGCAUAAUCACAUUUUUAAAAUUUUGUCAAUAUUAUAAAAAAGUUACUGGAGAUAUUAAUUUAUUUCCAUUUUUAAAAGAUAUUACUCUAAAGUUCAAUUUUGCCUAGUUGGUUAUAAUAUUUUUAUUUUGUUUGAUGUUCAAUUUAUACAUUCAGGAAUAAAUAUAGCUUAAUUGAAUUUUGCAUUUUGGGGUUCACAUUAUGUGACAGCGACUUUUAUUCUUGUAAGGUCACUGUUUUGUUUAUGCCUUGUAUGUUGAUUCAAUAAAAUUAUUGUUGAGCUUUUA